AUGUCUGAAUACGCCAUCCCUGAAGAUGAGAUGAUUUCAACAGAAGACUGUUGGACGGUUAUCUCGUCCUUUUUUGAAGCUAAAGGUUUAGUUUCUCAGCAGUUGGAGUCUUUUGAAGAAUUCAUUGAAUCCUCUAUUCAGGAACUUGUUCUUGAGGAUAAAAAGUUGAUUUUGGAUCAGCCUGCACAGCAUAUCACUGAGGAUGAUGAUAUCAGCAGGAGAUACGAAAUUACCUUUGGAGAUAUCUUUCUUUCAAAGCCAUCUCAGACCGAAGCAGAUGGAACGACCUCUACUUUAUUGCCCCAGGAGGCACGUUUAAGAAACUUGACAUAUUCUGCACCCUUAUAUGUGGAAAUGAAGAAGAUGGUCAAGGAAAGUAUUGAUGACGGUACUACUUCAUCCUCACAACUUCAGUGGUACAAAGAGGGAGAGAUCACGAAAUUCCGGAAUGGAGAAAUCGCUGAGCCGGCUCCCAUUCCAGCUGAUUUCAACGAUGAUGAGGAUGAGGUGGUUGAAGAAAAGCAUGGAACAAAGUUCCACUCUAGUGGUGCCGAAACCCAGACUAUCUUCAUUGGUAAAGUGCCAAUCAUGCUUAAAUCGAAAUUCUGCACCUUGUACGGUCUUACGGAGGACGAGCUCUACGAAAUUAGAGAGUGUCCUUAUGACAUGGGAGGUUAUUUCAUCAUCAAUGGUUCUGAAAAAGUUUUAAUUGCUCAGGAGCGUUCUGCUGCUAACAUUGUCCAAGUUUUCAAGAAGCCUGCACCAUCUCCAAUUUCGCAUGUUGCAGAGAUUAGAAGUGCACUUGAGCAUGGUUCUCGUUUGAUUUCGUCUAUCCAGGUUAAGCUAACUAGAGGAGGUGCUUCAAGCAUGAAAAACGGAGGUGUCGGAAGGUCUAUCAAAACGUCAUUACCAUACAUCAAGUCGGAUAUUCCUAUCGUCAUUGUUUUCCGUGCCUUGGGUGUUAUAGAAGAUGGUGAUAUUCUCCAGCACAUCUGUUAUGAUGAGAAUGACUGGCAGAUGAUGGAAAUGCUUAAGCCAUGUAUUGAGGAAGGUUUCUUGAUUCAGUCUCAGGAAGUUGCCUUGGACUUUAUUGGUAGAAGAGGAAAUGCGGUUGGUAUUAAAAGAGACAGACGUAUCCAAUUUGCCAAGGAUAUCCUUCAGAGAGAAUUCUUGCCGCAUAUUUCGCAGGACAGUGGUUAUGAGACUAAUAAGGCAUACUUUUUGGGAUACAUAGUGAACAGAUUGUUGCUCUGUGCUCUUGAGAGGAGAGAGCCUGAUGACAGAGACCACUUUGGUAAGAAGAGAUUGGAUCUUGCAGGUCCUUUACUUGCCAACUUGUUCAGGAUUCUAUUCCGUAAGUUGUCCAAGGAUAUCUACAGGUACAUGCAGAGAUGUAUCGAACGUGGAGAGGACUUCAACAUUGUUUCUGCAGUCAAGUCGACUACCAUUACUUCUGGUUUGAAGUAUUCUUUGGCCACUGGUAACUGGGGAGAGCAAAAGAAGGCAAUGAGUUCGCGUGCUGGUGUUUCUCAGGUUUUGAACAGAUAUACAUAUGCUUCGACAUUAUCACACUUGAGAAGAACGAAUACGCCGAUUGGAAGAGAUGGUAAGUUGGCCAAACCAAGACAGUUGCAUAAUACGCAUUGGGGUUUGGUGUGUCCGGCAGAAACGCCGGAAGGUCAAGCCUGUGGUUUGGUCAAGAACUUGUCUCUUAUGGCUGGAAUAUCAGUUGGUACCUCAUCUGAACCUAUCAGCUAUCUUUUGGAGGAGUGGGGUUUAGAGCCACUUUCAGAUUAUGAUCCACAGGAGCAUAAGAAUGCCACUAGGGUGUUCUUGAACGGUAACUGGGUUGGUACACAUAGAGAUCCAGGUAUGUUGGUUGAUACCAUGAGACAGUUGAGGAGAAGUGGAACCAUUUCUCCCGAAGUUUCAUUGGUGAGAGAUAUUAGAGAAAGAGAGUUCAAGAUAUUCACGGAUGCCGGUCGUGUGUACAGACCAUUGUUCAUAGUCGACAACGAUCCAGAUUCUCCUCGGAAGGGUAACCUUAAGAUCACUAAAGAUGAUGUUCGCAAAAUUAGAGACCGUGAGGUGGAAGAAAUUGCUCCGGAGGAGGAUGUUGAUGAGGAUGGAAAUCCAGCUGAGCCAAUAAGAAGAGUUUACGGUUGGGAUUCCUUAGUAACGAACGGUAUGGUGGAGUAUUUGGAUGCUGAAGAAGAAGAGACAACAUUAAUUGCGAUGUCUCCCGAGGAUUUGCUUCCUAUGAGCAAGCAAGACCAGAGAAGAGAGGUCGAGUUGGACCCUGCAAAGAGAAUUAAGACGCACAUAAAUAGUCAUUCGUUCACGCACUGUGAGAUUCAUCCUGCAAUGAUUUUGGGUGUGGCAGCAUCCAUUAUUCCAUUCCCAGAUCAUAACCAGUCUCCUCGUAAUACUUAUCAAUCUGCUAUGGGUAAGCAGGCCAUGGGUGUCUAUCUUACGAAUUAUAACGUGCGUAUGGACACGAUGUCAAAUAUCUUGUAUUACCCACAGAAGCCGUUGGCCAAAACGCAGUCUAUGGAAUUCUUGAAGUUUAGAGAGCUUCCAGCUGGUCAGAACUGUAUAGUUGCAAUUGCGUGCUACUCUGGUUACAACCAGGAGGAUUCCGUUAUCAUGAACCAGUCAUCUAUUGAUAGAGGUCUUUUCAGAUCAUUGUUUUUCCGGACGUACAUGGAUCAGGAGAGAAGAAACGGUAUUUCUAUUGUGGAGGAGUUUGAAAAGCCAAACCGUUCAAACACAUUGGGUUUCAAAGUUGGAACGUACGAGAAGCUGGACGAUGAUGGACUUGUCGCUCCUGGUGUGCGGGUGUCUGGAGAUGAUAUCAUCAUUGGUAAGACCGUUCCUAUUCCACCUGAUACCGAGGAGUUGGGACAGAGGACUAAGUACCAUACUAAGAGAGAUGCUUCGACACCGCUCAGAAGUGCAGAAAGUGGUAUUGUGGAUCAGGUGAUGCUCACAACGAAUGCCGAGGGUUUGAAAUUCGUCAAGGUGAGAAUGAGAACUACCAAAGUUCCUCAAAUCGGUGAUAAAUUUGCCUCCAGACAUGGUCAGAAGGGUACCAUUGGUAUGACAUACAGACAUGAGGAUAUGCCGUUUACUGCUGAAGGUAUAGUGCCAGAUAUUAUCAUCAAUCCUCACUGUAUUCCAUCCCGUAUGACGGUGGCUCACUUGGUGGAGUGUCUUCUUUCUAAAGUUGCUGCUCUCAGAGGUUACGAAGGUGAUGCCACUCCUUUCACAGACUUGACUGUCGAUGCUGUUUCUAAAUUGCUCAGAGAGAAUGGCUAUCAGAGUAGAGGAUUUGAGGUCAUGUAUAACGGACACACUGGUAAGAAGUUGAUGGCACAAAUAUAUCUUGGUCCAACCUACUACCAACGUUUGAGGCAUAUGGUUGAUGAUAAGAUUCACGCCAGGGCCAGAGGUCCAUAUCAGAAUUUAACCAGACAACCUAUGGAAGGUCGUGCUAGAGAUGGUGGUUUGAGAUUCGGAGAGAUGGAGAGAGAUUGUAUGAUUGCUCAUGGUGUUGCUGGUUUCUUGAAGGAGAGGUUGAUGGAUUCCUCCGAUGCCUUCCGUGUGCAUGUGUGUGGAAUAUGUGGACUCAUGUCGGUUGUUGCAAACCUCAAGAAGAACCAAUUUGAGUGUAAGUCUUGUAAGAACAAGACUAACAUUUACCAGAUCCACAUUCCCUACGCUGCCAAGUUGAUGUUCCAGGAGCUCAUGAGUAUGAACAUUGCUCCUAGACUUUACACCGAGAAGUCUGGUUAUUCUGUCCGUUAG
This is a messenger RNA of Brettanomyces bruxellensis, 3807 nucleotides long. RefSeq names its product DNA-directed RNA polymerase II subunit RPB2 (gene RPB2). Gene Ontology annotation, biological process: DNA-templated transcription. The record is from RefSeq and is a predicted model, not a curated record. Lineage: Eukaryota; Fungi; Ascomycota; Pichiomycetes; Pichiales; Pichiaceae. Gene Ontology annotation, cellular component: RNA polymerase II, core complex. The coding region runs from base 1 to 3807 and encodes 1268 amino acids. Gene Ontology annotation, molecular function: DNA binding; DNA-directed RNA polymerase activity; ribonucleoside binding. The transcript has a single exon.